GUAUUAGCCAGAGAAUAGAGAAAGGAACUGCUAAGUGGCAGUUAAAAGGAAAGAGGAAAUCAAGACAAAUAAGUAAAAACAAGAAACGUGACUCAAGAAAAUAUCUUGAUGCAGAUGAUGAACCAAAUGCUUAUUUAGCAGGUAUAGAGUACUUGGAUGGAUUUUUUAAGAGUUCUGAUCAGAAAGUUUGCUGUGAUGGUGUUGGUGGGUCGGUUGCUCCUUACUAUUGCACCUUGCAACCCAAGUUCAAGUCAGGUGUUGAAGAGCAGCUUGAUGGUUUGCAGGAGAAGCCUGUGUCUCAGGAGCCUCUUGUGGGGGGACCAACAGCAGAAAUGAAAACACUAGCCGAUGAUUCUCUGAACCCUCAAAGGUCACUUCCAUACCGUCGGUCCCAUUAUACGGUUUACUCCAGAUAUCAGAUGACAGAUUUUCCUGGAAAAACUUAUUCUGCUGAUUUGUCAUUAUACAAUGUUAAGAUUGAGGUGAAAGCUAACUAUCGGCCACAGCAUGUUCCAUUAGUUUCCCUCGUGAGUAAGCUGGAUGGAAAAGCCAUAAUUGGUCACCCUCUUACAGUUGUUGAGGUUUCGAGUGAUGAUUACCAUGGCAAUCUGACUUGUGAAGCAUCUAUGAAGGGCACAAAAAAGUCUGAAGUUGGUCAUUUAACGAAGCGAAAUUCCGAAGGUGGACCAGUCCCUAGGAAGCAUAUGAAAUUGCAAUCACAUUUCCUAUCCCGUAAAUCAGCAAAAUCAAAGAAAUCUAGGAAAUCUGGACUACUGUCUAAGAAGACUCGGAAAUUGUCUUCAUUGACUGGUCAGAAGGUAGGUGCAGGUGACCGGAAAAUGGUAGCAGAGAAGCCUAAUGGUCUGGUAAUAGCUUGUGUUCCUCUAAAGUUAGUAUUCAGUAGGAUAAAUGAAGCAGUAAACGGCUCUGUGCGGCCCAAAUACCGACCUUUAACAUCCGGCAAUCCAUGAGUAGGUGAUCCCUUCUAAAGUGAAUGGGAUUUUAUUUUCAGUUGAAAUUGCUUUCAUUCUCCACAGUUAAAAUGAAUCCCGUUGUACAAUUGAAAACCGUAUUGGAUUGUUGCAGACAAAGAAAGCUGGUACGAGUAUGAAUGAAGAGGAUUAUAAAGACGAAGGCCCUGUAUAUAGGAAACAUGUAACAUGAGGCUGGAGUUGUAAAGGAAGUAAUUUCCAUGACCUGAUAUUGUUUUUUCUUUCCCCUUCAUAAUUUUCAGGUUGAUUGAGUUUAAGGAGGCGACUAACAUAAAUUUUGUUUGA
Messenger RNA from Hibiscus syriacus, 1277 nucleotides. RefSeq lists its product as uncharacterized. NCBI's taxonomy places the organism in Eukaryota, Viridiplantae, Streptophyta, Magnoliopsida, Malvales, Malvaceae. The record is from RefSeq and is a predicted model, not a curated record. Bases 333 to 971 code for a protein of 212 amino acids. The transcript has a single exon.